CGGACGAUCAAUUGCACCGAAGUUAUUUUCCUCGUGUGGCCUUCCCAGCUCGCACAACCAUUAAAUACAAUCUGCCCACCCAUGAUCUACUCGCAAUGAUGUCCCCAUGUGCGUGUCUGUGCCGGAACAACUACUCUUCGGUUGCGACACCGAUAACCCUCGGAUUCUGUCCAGUCCAGGUCUGGGACACCCACCCACCCGACUUGACCCACCCGACUUGACGUUUACCCGAAGCGAACCACGACGUCAGUUUGCGAACCACCCCCCUCAACACCAUGUCGCUGCCUCACCUCCCCCUCCUUUUCUCUCCCACGAUAAAUCACCGACACCGCUAGACAUGGGAUAAAUCGCGCAUUAACGACAAUGCCCUCCCGCAAUUCGCCCACUAUCUUUGCACCGGAGGGCGCGGCCAAAUUUGUUGGGCUUACUACCCCGAUCCUGCGACAACGCGGCCGCCCCUCU
Molecule: messenger RNA, 462 nt
Organism: Lasiosphaeria miniovina
Lineage: Eukaryota; Fungi; Ascomycota; Sordariomycetes; Sordariales; Lasiosphaeriaceae
Exons: 2
Coding region: 107-346 (79 amino acids)
Source: RefSeq, a predicted model, not a curated record